AUGAAUAGAAAGCGACAAUCAACAAUAGUACUACGUGAAUGUAAAAUUUGUGAAGCUCCGGCUCAAUAUUCGUAUUACGGUGUUAUAGCAUGUUCUCCAUGCAAAAUAUUUUUCAAACGAAAUGCUGAACGAGGACAAAAAGUAUUAAAAUGCAAUUCUGAUGGUCAUUGUGAAAUAAAUUCAAAUAAUCGUUAUCAUUGUUCUUAUUGUCGACUUAUGAAAUGUUUUACAAAUGGAAUGCAAACUGAAAUGCUUCGAUCUUCUUUGCCAAAAAGAAAGAAAAAAAGUGAAAAAGAAAAAAUGAUAACAAAUCCAGUAGAAACAACAUCAACAGCGUUAGUUAGAUUAAAUCAACUUGAACAAUUUCCAACAUUGAAUCUGUUACGAUCAGAUCAAUCAACAUUGGAUGUCGAUCAAUGGAAUCUUAUCUCAAAUUUAUCACAUUGUUAUGAUGAACAUAGUGGAUUAUCAAUAGGUCAAACUUACAUGCAUGAACAAAAUAAAUUACCUCAUAAAUUACGUUAUAAAUGUGCAUCAGUAUCCGAGUUAUAUCAAAUGAUGUUUAAUGAUGCUCAAUUAUUAUACAAAAACAAUCGAGAUUUUCGUUGUUUAUCAGCAGAUGAUCGUUCUAUUUUACUGCAUAGUACAUUGUCACAUACGGUAACUCUUUCUUCGAAUUUCAUUUUAUUUAAAAUUGGAUUGAUGAAUUAUCCCGCUUAUUACGAUGCUGUUGGAAUAAUAAGUCAUCCAAGUGUAAUAUCUGUUGCUCAGCGUUUGGCAUCUCGACUUGAUGUUGACAUAAUCGCUAUGAAACUCUUUCUUGCGAUUCUUUCUGUCUCAACAGUCAACUAUACUGUUUAUUCAAAUAUUCAUCCAGUUAAUUUAUCCAAUAUCAAGCAAAUCUUGGAUAUUCAAGAUAGAUAUAUUGAAUUAGCAUGGCGAUAUCUAUGUUACAAAUACAAUCAUAAAGAAACUGUUAAAUAUUUUUCUAAUUUUAUAAGAUUGUUUAUUACUUUGACUGAGGGCAUAGUGAUAUCACAAGAUGUUCAAUGGUUUACAGAUGCCAUCGAUUCUGUUGUUCAACGGACUAAACAAGCUGUUUCUAUCGAUGAUCAAACGUUUUCUUUUUCUGAUGUAUCACCUAUAUUUGUAUGA
This is a messenger RNA of Rotaria sordida, 1155 nucleotides long. The record is from the annotation of a GenBank genome assembly. Lineage: Eukaryota; Metazoa; Rotifera; Eurotatoria; Philodinida; Philodinidae.